AAACCAUGUUGUCUAUGCACAAAAUGUCUUUUACGAAAUCGUAGUGAUGGUGGCUGGCUUCCUUGUAAACGAAGCGUCGUAAUUUGUAGUUAAUUUGUUAAUCUCAACACAAUUUUGGUCGUUGAUCGAUCUCAAUAUUAGUGACUUAAGUGCUCAAGAAGUUUCACAACAAAUCGCGAUGAGUUCAAGUGUCUGUUACAAGUGCAACCGGACGGGGCACUUCGCCCGCGAGUGUACGCAGGGCGGCGUCGGCGGCCGCGACUCGGGCUUCAGCCGUCAGCGGGAGAAGUGCUUCAAAUGCAACCGCACCGGCCACUUCGCUAGGGAUUGCAAGGAAGAAGCCGACCGUUGCUACAGAUGUAACGGAACGGGGCACAUAGCGCGCGAGUGCGCGCAGAGUCCCGACGAGCCGUCGUGCUACAACUGCAACAAGACGGGGCACAUCGCGCGGAACUGCCCCGAGGGCGGGCGGGACACCUCCAACCAGACCUGCUACAACUGCAACAAGUCUGGACACAUCUCGCGCAACUGCCCCGACGGCACCAAGACCUGCUACGUCUGCGGCAAGCCCGGGCACAUCUCGCGCGACUGCGACGAGUCCGAGCGGAAUUAACACACGCUCCCAACACUAUAUUACUAUAAAAAACAUGUAUAUUACGAAGCCACACACGGACGAUAAGCAAAGGACGCGAUAUGCGAAUCUAGAUCGUAAGACCAUACGACGUAUGAAAUUUGUUCAAAGGAAUUUAAUACCGGAAGCGACGGAGACACGGCGUGUACAUAGUCUCGCGCGUACUGCGCGCGCGCACGUUAAAGUUUGUUCUGCACGGUGAAGUUAUUGUGUUUUAAAUCAUUUAAUAAUCGUGAUUGAACUAUUGAUGAGGUAGCGUUACAGUUUUUAGCAUUACAGAGUAUAUAUUUAAUAUAUUUUGUACAGAUUUUUUUGUCAAAAGAUAAAUUGGAUGCUGGCGUACUAUGAGUUUUCAAUGGAAGAGUGGAGGACCCCCGGACUCUCUUGUUCGUCUUUUCGUUCUCGCGGUCGGACUUCAUUAUGAAACUGAGGGUGAUUUAAUUUUAUUGAUUCCUUUGUUUAUGAGAUCCUGGUAACUUGUGGAGAAUUCAGUGGUUAAUUAGAAUUUCAUCAAUCACAAUAUUUUUUAUUUUGUUAUCCCUGUCUUUGUGCCUGUGUUUGAUACACGUCAAUGUUACUCGGCUUACAGUGGGAGAUAAUAAAAAUCUUGCCUUAUGA
Molecule: messenger RNA, 1249 nt
Organism: Amyelois transitella
Lineage: Eukaryota; Metazoa; Arthropoda; Insecta; Lepidoptera; Pyralidae
Gene: CNBP
Product: CCHC-type zinc finger nucleic acid binding protein
Exons: 3
Coding region: 179-613 (144 amino acids)
Molecular function (GO): zinc ion binding; nucleic acid binding
Source: RefSeq, a predicted model, not a curated record